AUGGCACCCAAAAUUUUCCUCACCGGCGCGACUGGCUACAUCGGAGGCGACACCCUGUUUGCGCUAUACAAUAAGCACUCUGAUUACGAGAUUGCGGCUCUGGUGCGAUCAGAGGAAAAAGCAAAGUCUGUCACCAAGGCUUUCCCCAAGGUACGAAUCGUCAUCGGUGGUCUGGACGACUCCAAGAUUCUAGAAGAUGAAGCAGCAAAGGCAGAUGUAGUCAUUCAUACUGCAGAUGCGUCCGACCACGAAGGCGCUGCGAAAGCGAUUGCAAAGGGCCUUGCAUCUGGCCACUCCAAAGAGAAGCCUGGAUUCUGGUUACACACUGGUGGUACCGGUAUCUUGUGCUGGGAGACCAUGCGUGAUGACAACAAGCUGGGUGAAUGGUCGGAACGCGAGUACAAUGACUGGACGGCCGUGCAAGACUUGACCGGAUUACCAAAAGAUGCUUUCCACAAGAACGUCGAUGAUCUCGUGCUUGCAGCUGGAUCGGAAUCUGUCAAGACAGCUAUCCUUUGCCCGCCAACUAUCUAUGGACGUGGACGAGGCCCACUGAACACCCGAAGCAGACAGGCGUAUGAGCUCGCACACUUGAUCUUGACCGGUCAAUACAUUCCCAUCAUUGGCCAAGGAAAGGCGCGCUGGAACAACGUCCACGUCUCAGAUCUCGCGCAACUCUUCGUUCUAUUGACCGAGGCUGCUGUAGACAAUAACACCGAUUCCAAACUCUGGAACGAGCAAGGCUACUACCUUGUCGAGAACGGUGAGCAUCUAUGGGCAGAUCUCGCGCGCCUCAUGGGCAAGAAGGCGACAGAGCUGGGUCUGGUAGAUAAGAAGGAGUUGAAGGAGCAACAGCUUGGUAAGGACAAGGCGAUUGAGCAAGCAGGUUUCGAAGCUGUGAGUUGGGGUUUCAAUAGCCGUGGUAAGGCGGAGAGGGCGAAGAAGCUGGUUGGAUGGCAACCAAAGGGGCCGAGCAUCGAAGACAAUGUCGAAGAGAUACUGAAGGAUGAGAAGAGUAGGUUGGAGAAGAAGUAA
Molecule: messenger RNA, 1035 nt
Organism: Alternaria atra
Lineage: Eukaryota; Fungi; Ascomycota; Dothideomycetes; Pleosporales; Pleosporaceae
Exons: 4
Coding region: 1-1035 (344 amino acids)
Source: RefSeq, a predicted model, not a curated record